This is a messenger RNA of Engraulis encrasicolus (European anchovy), 618 nucleotides long. Its product is annotated as adhesion G protein-coupled receptor L3-like. Bases 1 to 618 code for a protein of 205 amino acids. NCBI's taxonomy places the organism in Eukaryota, Metazoa, Chordata, Actinopteri, Clupeiformes, Engraulidae. Gene Ontology annotation, cellular component: plasma membrane. Gene Ontology annotation, molecular function: G protein-coupled receptor activity. The transcript is spliced from 6 exons. The record is from RefSeq and is a predicted model, not a curated record. Gene Ontology annotation, biological process: adenylate cyclase-activating G protein-coupled receptor signaling pathway.
AUGAAUACACUACUGGUGGAACAUGGAGCAGAAAUCAACAGCAGAGACGAGAUCUUUGAGACCAGUGCUCUCGACAAGGCAGUUGAAGACUGCCAUAAACUGCCGUGUCUGAGGAUGUUACUGCAGCUGGGAGCUGAUCUGAAUGUGAUUUUCCUGGGCAUCGCUCUCUACAAGAUGUUCCACCACACCGCUAUUCUCAAACCAGACUCUGGCUGCCUGGACAACAUCAAGUCCUGGGUGAUCGGUGCCAUCGCGCUGCUGUGCCUGCUGGGCCUGACGUGGGCGUUCGGCCUGAUGUACGUGAACGAGAGCACGGUGAUCAUGGCCUACCUCUUCACCAUCUUCAACUCCCUGCAGGGCAUGUUCAUCUUCAUCUUCCACUGCGUACUGCAGAAGAAGGUGCGUAAGGAGUAUGGCAAGUGCCUGCGUACCCACUGCUGCAGUGGGAAGAGUGUGGACACCUCCAUGGGCUCUGGCAAGAGCACCGCGUCACGGGUGCCCAACCGCUACGCUCCAGGAAGCUCUCAGGGGCGCCUCCAAGUGGUGGCUAGUGGUGGCUACCGCCACCACUUGAUCACUCUCAGCCACCACGUUAGCCACCACAACAAAAUCUGUUAA